AUGACAAAAUUUUCCGUCGAUAUUUGUUUUGGGGGGAUUCGAGUUGGAAAAUUAUUUCAAGUUUACACUUGUUUGAAAACGAAUCCCGGUCCAGGUGCGGAUGAAGGUGAAGCUGAAACGGGCUGGAUAGAAGGCCUUGCUAUUUUAAUAUCUGUUAUAGUAGUCGUUAUUGUCACCGCCUUUAACGAUUAUCAAAAAGAACGUCAAUUCCGCGGAUUACAAUCGCGGAUAGAAGGGGAGCAUAAAUUUUCGGUUAUACGACAGAACGAAGUGAAACAAAUAUCCGUUGGUGAUAUAGUCGUCGGUGAUAUUUGUCAGAUUAAAUAUGGAGACUUGCUUCCUGCUGAUGGUAUUCUCAUACAGAGUAACGAUUUAAAAGUUGACGAAUCAUCCCUGACGGGAGAAUCAGAUCAUGUUAAAAAGGGUGAAAAUAUUGACCCGAUGGUGUUAUCAGGAACUCACGUCAUGGAAGGAAGUGGAAAAAUGUUGGUAGCUGCCGUGGGUGUAAAUUCUCAGGCCGGUAUUAUUUUCACGUUAUUAGGAGCAGCUGUGGAUGAACACGAAGCCGAAAUUAAAAAAAAAAGAAAAGGUAAGGUGGGGGUGGUGAUUGACUAUCGAUAUAUCGACAGGAAAAAGACUGUUGUCGACGAAGAAUCUGGCGUGACCGGAAACAGUCAUCAAAAUGUUCCAUCCUCAUUACCUUUGGAUAAGAGUAAUCUUCCACAAGAAAAUCAUAAACCGCAAUCCGAACGUGCUCACGAGCCUCAUAAAAAAGAAAAAUCUGUACUUCAAGCCAAGUUGACAAAGCUCGCCAUACAAAUCGGUUACGCAGGUUCGACGAUUGCCGUUUUGACGGUUGUCAUUUUAGUGACGCAAUUUUGCGUCAAAACAUUUGUCAUCGAAGAAAAACCGUGGGAAAGCAAAUACGCAAGCGAGUUGGUUCGACAUUUAAUUAUUGGAGUGACUGUACUUGUAGUCGCCGUCCCAGAGGGUCUCCCGUUGGCCGUCACACUGUCCCUUGCGUAUUCCGUCAAAAAAAUGAUGAAGGACAACAAUUUGGUGAGGCAUUUGGAUGCUUGUGAGACGAUGGGUAACGCAACGGCUAUUUGUUCGGACAAAACGGGAACUCUUACUACAAAUCGUAUGACAGUCGUAAACUCUUACAUUUGCGAAAAAUUAUCCAAAACAACUCCGAAGUUCAGUGACAUUCCGCAAAAUGUUGGAAAUUUAUUAUUACAAGCUAUAGCAAUCAAUUCUGCUUACACUUCUCGAAUUAUGCCUUCGGAAGAUCCGACGGAGCUCGCCAAACAGGUCGGUAACAAAACAGAAUGUGCCCUGUUAGGUUUUGUUCAAGCUUUGAAUAAAAACUAUCAGACAAUUCGUGAUGACAUGCCUGAAGAAAUGUUUACGAGAGUAUACACAUUUAAUUCAGUGAGGAAGAGCAUGAGUACGGUCGUACCCAGACAAGGCGGUGGUUACCGAUUGUUCUGUAAAGGAGCUUCGGAGAUUAUCAUGAAAAAGUGUUCAUUUAUUUACGGCCGUGAUGGUAAUUUAGAAAUGUUUACAAAAGACAUGCAGGAAAGGUUGGUUAGACAAGUUAUUGAACCUCUUGCUUGCGACGGCCUUCGAACGAUUUCAAUAGCCUACAGGGAUUUCGUUCCUGGAAAAGCUCAAAUUAAUGAAGUUCACAUAGAAUCUGAACCCAAUUGGGACGACGAAGAAUUUAUAGUUUCGAAUCUUACUUGCAUAGCAGUCGUAGGUAUAGAAGAUCCCGUUCGGCCAGAGGUACCCGAGGCUAUUCGUAAGUGCCAACGCGCGGGUAUCACGGUACGAAUGGUUACAGGUGACAACAUCAAUACAGCUAGAUCGAUAGCUUCCAAAUGUGGUAUUCUUAAACCCGGAGAUGAUUUUCUAAUUUUGGAAGGAAAAGAAUUUAACAGGAGAAUCCGUGAUUCUAAUGGAGAAGUUCAGCAACAUCUUUUAGACAAAGUUUGGCCAAAACUCCGAGUGUUAGCUCGUUCUUCUCCAACGGAUAAGUACACUCUUGUUAAAGGUAUUAUAGAUAGUAAAAUUAGUGACGCCCGAGAAGUGGUCGCUGUUACUGGCGAUGGAACCAAUGAUGGUCCAGCUCUUAAAAAAGCCGACGUCGGCUUUGCUAUGGGUAUUGCCGGCACUGACGUUGCCAAAGAGGCCUCAGACAUCAUUUUAACAGAUGACAAUUUCUCAAGCAUUGUUAAAGCUGUGCUGUGGGGAAGAAACGUGUACGAUAGUAUUGCUAAAUUUUUACAAUUUCAGCUUACAGUUAAUGUAGUUGCAGUGAUAGUCGCCUUUAUCGGCUCUUGCGCCGUUCAAGACAGCCCGCUUAAGGCUGUACAAAUGUUAUGGGUAAAUUUAAUUAUGGACACACUUGCUUCCCUUGCUUUGGCUACGGAAAUGCCAACAGCAGACCUUCUUUUAAGAAAACCGUACGGCAGAACAAAACCCCUAAUUUCAAGAACAAUGAUGAAAAACAUACUCGGACAAGCCAUGUACCAACUCACUGUUAUAUUUACGCUUUUAUUUGCCGGUGACAAGAUGCUGGACAUCGAGUCAGGUCGGCAUGGGGAGUCCACAGGUGGUCCAACCCAACAUUUCACUGUCAUUUUUAAUUCCUUCAUCGUCAUCAUAGAGUUUGGAAAAAGCGCGUUUUCAACAAAGGGACUUUCUGCCGAUCAGUGGCUCUGGUGUACUUUUUUCGGAGUGGGAACAUUACUUUGGGGCCAAAUCAUCACUUGUGUACCUACUCGGAAGAUUCCUAAAAUUCUUUCGUGGGGACGUGGACAUCCUGAAGAAUACACUGAAGCGAUCGCUCUCGGAGAAGAAAAAUUCGAUCCGGAUGCCGACAAGAAACCUCGAGCUGGGCAAAUACUUUGGAUUCGUGGUCUGACGAGGCUUCAGACGCAGGUUAUCGGUGGCGAAUUACAAGAGCGGUUGAUUCCGGUUCCCUACAGCAAGAGCUCCACUGACCAAGCUAUUCGCGUUGUUAACGCCUUCCGUCAGGGUUUGGACACGAGAUACGAUGGAUUCAAUCCCACGCUGACGGAAGUACUACGUAAGCAAUCAUCUUUCAACAAGCGUCUCUCUCAAACCUCUUCCAUCGAAUACGCGGAUAACGUGCCGGAUGAGCUUAUGAUACCGGAUAUUGACGUUGAAAAAUUAUCUUCUCACAGUCAUACGGAGACUGCCGUGUAG
This is a messenger RNA of Pediculus humanus corporis (human body louse), 3231 nucleotides long. Its product is annotated as Plasma membrane calcium-transporting ATPase, putative. Gene Ontology annotation, molecular function: P-type calcium transporter activity; ATP binding; ATP hydrolysis activity. NCBI's taxonomy places the organism in Eukaryota, Metazoa, Arthropoda, Insecta, Psocodea, Pediculidae. The transcript has 19 exons. Gene Ontology annotation, cellular component: intracellular membrane-bounded organelle; membrane. Gene Ontology annotation, biological process: regulation of cytosolic calcium ion concentration; calcium ion transmembrane transport. The record is from RefSeq and is a predicted model, not a curated record. Bases 1 to 3231 code for a protein of 1076 amino acids.